Molecule: messenger RNA, 2781 nt
Organism: Durusdinium trenchii
Lineage: Eukaryota; Dinophyceae; Suessiales; Symbiodiniaceae
Source: the annotation of a GenBank genome assembly
GUUUGGCAGUAAUGACCCGGCCACUUAUGCUGGGGAGAUGGGCCUUGUCGAAGAUGAGCCUGUCCAUUUGAGGAUACGCUCAGCACAUCCGGGUCAACGUGAUACCGACUGCAUUGACCUGACGGUAAUGCCCUUCAAUACCUGGCAGAUGAUCAAGAAGCAGAUGCGGGAACACCGCUCUGGACUCAGGGCGAUUCCGGAUCACAACAUCAGGCUACUGCACAAGGGAAUUGAACUGCGUAACAGACACUGCGUAGAGACCUACAUCAAGAACAGUACGGCAUUCAGUCCGGCAGAGAUCCAAUUUGUCCUCCUAGAUCAGGGCGACAGGAUGGAUUCCGAGGCCAAAGACAUCGGGAUGUAUCGAGAUGAGCAAGUGCCCACGCGGUCCUCGUUGCUCGAGUUAGUCAAUGAGAUUAGUGAUGCAAUGCGGACCGGCAUCAAGCCCAAGCUGACGGAAGAUGGAACUGGAGCCACGUACAUGCUUAGAGGAGCCUCCUCUGGAAAGACCUUGGCUGUGUUCAAGCCAAAGGAUGAGGAAGCUUUUGCACCGAACAAUCCACGUGGCUAUGUGGCCGAGGAGAAUUCGCCGAGCUUGCGGCAGGGUGUUUGUUCCACGCAGCAGGCCGCUCGAGAGGUGGCUGCCUAUUUGCUGGACCACAAACAAUUCGCAGGGGUUCCUCCAACUACGAUGGUACAUGCGAAGCAUCCAUCGUUCGUGAAUCCCAACAAGAAGGUGGCCUGGAAGAUUGGCGCGUUCCAAGAGUUCGUCCAUUCGCAGGGCACCUGCGGGGAUUACGGUCGCCAGAUGUUCAGCGUGCCCUCAGUCCACGCGAUCGGUAUCCUGGAUGUGCGGCUCGUGAACUUGGACCGGAACGACGGCAACUUGCUCGUGGCCAUCGAAAACCGAAGGCCGAAGCUGAUUCCCAUUGACCACGGCCUUUCCCUUCCAGACCGAUUGGAGGUCUAUACCUGCGACCUGGUUUGGAUGGAGUGGCCUCAGGCCCGAGAGCCCUUUGGAGCCAAAGAACUGGAGUAUAUCAGGGCUUUGGAUGGAGCUCGGGAUGCUGUGAGCAUCGAAAGGCAGGUCGGAGUGCGUCGGGAGUGCCUUCGUUUAAUGGAGGUGACCACGAUGCUUUUGCAAAAGGGAGCGGAGCAUGGAUUGACCUUGCACCAAAUAGGUCUCAUUAUGUACAGAGAGGAUCGAUGCAGCGAAGAUGAGUCUCCAGUUCAGCCCAGUGUUUUAGAGAAGAUGAUCACGCGCUGUGUUGAUUCAGCAUUGGCAGCUGUGGGUGAAGGACAUGGUACAGUCUCAUCAACAGUGGAAAGUUUGGAUCUUGAUUCAAUUCGGGCUUGCUCACCAAUACGUCGACAAGUUUCCCCAGGCCAUUCCUUUCCAGCUUGUCCGUCUCCUUUGCCAUCGCCAAUGAUUUCACCAGCUGUUUGCAAUUUUAAGGCAGAUUUACAUCUGCCACCUCUUGACGAUGCCGAUGAUGAGUUCGACCUACAAUGCACAGAGUUUGACUUUGGACGGGCUGCGAGCCCGGAAGGUCGAGGCGAUCACGAUGGACGGAGCGGCGACCACCAGGACGAGAGCCCGGAUGAGACCGUAGCUCUUCGAAAAGUGCGUGGUUCUGCCGCCAGACACAGGCAGCACCUUUCGGUGCGACCCUCGGCUCUGGGUGCCAGCGGUGCCAGCCGAGAAGGCUCAGGAAAAGAUGCAUCUAGUGCCAUCUUUGCGAGACCCAAUUUGGAUGGCUCCAAAUGGUCGCACCGGCUGGAGCAGGCCUUCAAGCGGCAUUUUGAAGUCCAACUCACGGACUACUUCAAGAAACAUUUCGCCAACGCAAGCUCGAAGCCUGCAGGUGAUGACGGUAAAGCUGAAACCAAAGCUGAGUCUUCCCUUGCCAGUGCCUUCGGCGUGCGGCCCAGUGAUGUUGAUUAAGAUGGGUGGGACUUUGGUCACAAGAACCGUGUUUUAUUAGAAUGUGGCAUGUCAGCAGUCAAUUGAGCGAGUGUCAAAAAGACCUCGUGUCUCAAUUGAUUGCUGUACAGAAGGCUCCAAAGAUAGGCUCGGUGGUUGGAAUUCACAGACUGACAUGAAGGUGGGACCUCCUGCACCGUGCCAAAACUGGCAGGGCCUGGUUGCCAGCGCAGCUUCGUACCCUGGGCAGGCCUCUUAGCACCUGCACCUUGUGGCAGGCCAGAUCACCAGUUUCGGCACGCCGUCAGUUUGCUACCCAGCACCGUAGUGGUGGUUCCCAAGUGGUGGGGAAGCUACGGCAAGGAGUUUCGUGUUGCUGCGUACUACUUGUUUUUUAUUGACUGUACACUCCCUAGAACAAUCAUGGAAGCGGAAUGUAGGCCACCAUCUAGGUGGUUUUCCACUUCCAUGAUUUUUUGAGGCCCCUCUCUAGAGUGCCCUCUCAGCUGGCGCCGCUGGCUCCUUGGGUCACGCCGGACAUCACCCGAGCCCUCCCACGCUGCAACCGGACGCUGCGAGCUGCCGGCGCAACCGGGCGACACCGCGGGAGAGCUGGACCGUCAGGUGCGAUUGCGGGGCCUGAUCUUCCAGGCUGUGGAUGCUUUUCGGUUUACAGUCUUCGUCCAGGACACGAACCACAACAGGCUGAGGGUCGCCGGAAGACCUGCUCUGGCUGUGUGACAGAGAGGUCGUGUGCUUUGAGCAAACCGUUUUGGCAAAGGGUGUCAGGGCGUUUGCAACAAGCACGUGGUGUCAGAACAUUUUCAAGAAGACAAACAAUCAAUUAUUGAAAAUUU